AUGAAGGUGGCCAUCAAGGUCGACACUCCGGCCAACGGGGACUAUUUCAGUCCUCUGGAGGUUGUCCGCGGCUGUGUAGAGCUCCAGACGUGCGCCGGCCAGCUGGGGAACAUUCCUAGUAUCAGCGUCUCGCUCCGGGGUGAAGUCAAACUGUCUUUCAUGCCGAUGAUGGGGCUUGAGAGCGAGGACAAUUCCAUCUUUCCAGUGCCCAAACUGAAGCAGGAGCACAAGACAUUUCUCAAUCUGUCACAAGCAAUCCAGCCGAAGCUGUCCACCAUCACCGAGCACGGCGACGCCACCUUCUCCGCCCCCUUCACCUUCCAGCUCCCCGACCAUGCGCCCGACUAUUGCCCAAGUCCCAAAUCGGCCCGUCUCCUCCCGCCCUCGCUCAACAUUGCCUCCGCCGGCGUCAAGAUCAAGAUCGCCUACUCCAUUGUCGCCCGCGCCCACCGACCUGGCAUCCUGCAUCGCUCGCACAAGGCCCGCGCCGAGUUCUCCUUCCGUCCCGCUAACGCACCAACUCCGUCCCUGCCCCAGCCUCCGUCUCAGUCUGCGUCUUCUCACAGCACCGCCAGCCUUAGCGCCGGCAGCACACUCCCCUCCGCGCCACCAGACCGGCUUCUUCUUACCGCCGGGGAGCAGCUGCCCGCCUACUCGCGCACGCCGCCCACCCCAGUCAUGACCCUCGAGCUCGCCAUGGCAGGCAACCCGCCCAUCUUAUCCGCCCACUCGCCGAACCCACCGCUGCGCAUCUGCCUGCGCACGUCGCCCGGGCUCAGCGGGGCCGGCGUACAGUUGCGCAGCAUCACGGCUCGACUCCGCGAGCGCACGCUGGUGCGCGGCGAGGUGUCUGCGCACGUGGACGUGACGUAUCAGGCGCUGUGGAGCAUGAGCGGCUGUCGCGCGCUGAACACGGAGGGGGACGGAGACGAGGUCGAGGUUGGGGAUUGCGGGAUCUGGGGGUGGGGGGAGUGUCUGGCGGGUUUGUUGCCGAGCUUUCGGUCGUGCUUCAUCGAGAGGGGGUACGCCGUGGAGGUGACUGUGGGCUUAUCGUUGUCGACACGGCGGGAGAUACAGUAUCUCGAAGCGGCUCUGGACGUCGUGGUCGCGGAGCCGCCACCCAAGUAUGGCAGCUAG
Molecule: messenger RNA, 1137 nt
Organism: Thyridium curvatum
Lineage: Eukaryota; Fungi; Ascomycota; Sordariomycetes; Thyridiales; Thyridiaceae
Exons: 2
Coding region: 1-1137 (378 amino acids)
Source: RefSeq, a predicted model, not a curated record